Messenger RNA from Neocloeon triangulifer, 1300 nucleotides. RefSeq lists its product as uncharacterized. The record is from RefSeq and is a predicted model, not a curated record. Bases 382 to 1242 code for a protein of 286 amino acids. NCBI's taxonomy places the organism in Eukaryota, Metazoa, Arthropoda, Insecta, Ephemeroptera, Baetidae. The transcript has 4 exons.
AAUUUAAUUUAAAUUUAUUGUAAAUAAUACUUGUUGCGGCCAAAGAUUUUUUAAAAGUGAAAAAAAUAUAGGGCUUAAAUGUUAGCUAAGUUUUUAUUAAUGUAGCAUUUUAGUUAAUGACAACACAUCGAGUCGCUGAAUUUUUAAAUUUAAUUUUCCGGCUAACAAAAUAUUAAUUGAAUUUUAUCUUCUUUACUUCUUUGCCUAAUGCUGUGCCAGAGAGCACUGUAUAGUGUAGUAGAGCCGAAAUUGUCUUGUGGCUUGAAGUGUGCGAAUCUGCCAGUCGCAGCGAUCAACGCACCUCCUAUGAUUUCCUGAAGCCUUGUGAACUUGCCGGCCAGAAGUAGAGGUUUUCCAAACCCUGCCCCAGCAGCCGGGAAGAUGAAGAACACGACAAUGAUGGCAGACGACGACGACCAUGUUGAGGCGGGGCCAAGUACUUUGCCAGAAUCGGCAAAGUCAUGCUCACCGAAAGUGGCCCGAAAAUUCGGCACUGAAAACUGCACAGAGGAAAAUAACAAGGAAGGAUUUGCAACUCAGAGUAGCGGCUUCUCUGCUGAAGUUGCCAAAAAUUCUAAGCCUGCAGCUGACCCCAUCAGAAUUGAAUCUUCAUCCCGCGCUUCAAAAAAAUCAUCCUUGUGGCAAGCGCUGAUGACCCUACUAUUGCUGAUCGUGGCUCUCGUCCAUUUGAUCAUCCCGGUUUACCAGGAGGCGGGCAUCUACACUGUGCUCAUCUACACCAUCAGGCUGCUCUGGGCAAUUGCGAGAGUGAUUUUUCCCAGGUUGGAGGCGCUUUGGAAAAAGUUCCAGAAAUAUCUCGGCAGCUUGAUCGGCAGCUUGGUCCUCUGCUUCUUUGCGGGCCAACAGAGUGGCACAGACGACCUUUGCAAAUCAGUGGUUCGAGUGGUUCUGCGCUGCUGCAAGAUUCUGUUUUUCAUAUCGUCGUGUGUUUUCAUCGCUUGGCGGUACUGGACAAACCCAGACAUCCUUUGUGUGCAGAACCUGAUCACCACCUUCGCUAGACUUUCAUACAUCUUGCUUCACGAUUUGAUAGAGUUGCCAUUCACCGCAGAACUGAAUGAAUUUUUGGAGAACAAAUUCAAGGAAAACUUUGACAUUGUCGCUCAGCAUUGGAAAACUUCAGAGCAAGUCAACAUUGAUGAAGGGAUGACGAGGCCCAGCGACGGCAUUUUGCCUUCACAUCAUCCCAUUGAAGGACAACCACUCAAACAUGAAGCAUAAUUAUGAUAAUUAUUAUGACUAGGGCUGAGCGUGUUAGUCACUCCAUAAUAAACAAUAA